AUGGAAGGUGAAGGAGAGAAUGCUCGAGUGGAAGUAGACGAUGAGAAAAACACCGAAGAAUCUAGUGAGGAAGAUGGUGAUGAAGAUGAAAUCGUAUACUCCAUCUAUAAUCCGAAGGUCAAAUGGAAUGUGAUGAAACCGGUUACUGGAGAAAGGAAUUUUAGUAGUUCAAGGCUUAUGAAUCCAACUUUGUUAGCAAAGCAGUUUGUGAAAGAACUAGUAAGGAAACCAACGUUAAAAUGCAAGGAAAUGCAGGGGCAAGGCAAGGGUGAGCUACUAACUGCAAUAGGUAGAGAUACAAAUAAUCAAAUUUACCCUAUAGCAUGGGAUGUUGUGGAGGUUGAAAACAAGGUUAAUUGGAAAUGGUUCUUGGAACUAGUUAGUGAAGAUCUUUCAUUGGAUGCUGGCAGGGGAUUAUAUGUCAUUAGUGAUCAACACAAGGGUCUUGUUGAAGCAACAAAGGAAAUUCUACCAUAUGUAGAGCACAGACAAUGUGCUAGGCAUAUUUAUGCCAAUUUUAGGAAAGUGUAUAAUGGGAUAGAAUUCAAAAACAUGUUUUGCGCAGCUGCAAAAUCCAUAACAGAAGGUGAUUUCAAGAUAAACAUGGAUAAGAUCAAGACUUUAAGUGAAGUCAUUGUAGAUGCUAGAAAGAAGACUCUUUUGGCUAUGCUUGAAGAAAUAAGACUCUACAUGAUGGAAAGCUUCUACAACUUAAGAGGGAAAGCACAUAAAUGGGAAGGUGAUGUGUGUGAAGUAGCACUUCUAAAGAUGGAGGAAUUUGCUAAGGAUAUAAGGACUUGUUAUGCAAUGCCAAGUGGUGUUAAUUCAGAUGAAAUUAGGAAUGGCUUUCAAAGUUAUGGAGUUGAUUUGGAACACCAUUACUGCAGCUAUAGACUAUGGGAGAUAGCAAGAAUACCUUGUGUGCAUGCCUAG
Messenger RNA from Lactuca sativa (garden lettuce), 933 nucleotides. RefSeq lists its product as uncharacterized. The record is from RefSeq and is a predicted model, not a curated record. Lineage: Eukaryota; Viridiplantae; Streptophyta; Magnoliopsida; Asterales; Asteraceae.